Molecule: messenger RNA, 3668 nt
Organism: Balaenoptera musculus (blue whale)
Lineage: Eukaryota; Metazoa; Chordata; Mammalia; Artiodactyla; Balaenopteridae
Gene: ITPK1
Product: inositol-tetrakisphosphate 1-kinase
Exons: 10
Coding region: 604-1863 (419 amino acids)
Biological process (GO): inositol trisphosphate metabolic process
Cellular component (GO): cytoplasm
Molecular function (GO): inositol-1,3,4-trisphosphate 6-kinase activity; inositol-3,4,5,6-tetrakisphosphate 1-kinase activity; magnesium ion binding
Source: RefSeq, a predicted model, not a curated record
ACGGCUGGGCGGGGGGAGCGGGCGGCUGCGUGCGCCACGCCGGGGUCCGAGCGCGCCGGGAAGGGCACGCGCCCGGGUCGGAUGGGCCGAACGCGCCGCCGGGGACUCGGAGUGGGGACCGCGGGCGAGAGUGAGAGGGAGGGCGAGGAGGAGGAACUCGGGGGCGGCGCGCAGCCCGAGCGCGGGGGCGAUCCGCCGUGGCCGCCGCUGGAGGGCGUGUUGCUCAGUCCCGAGCGCCGGGAGGGCGGUGGGCUGGGCGGCGCCGGCGAGGGAGGGCCUCCCUCCUCUCCUUCCCGGCCCGGCCUGGCGCUCGCGAACUUGCGCGCCGGGAGCCCGGCGGGCGGCGGGGGCGUGGGCGGCGGCGGCGCAGGCGGCCCCGACGCGGCGGCAGCCAGUGGAAUGCUGCGCUGAGCGCCGCUCCCUCCGCCUGGGCGCCCGCCCCGCCCCGGCCCGCCCCUCCCGGCAGGACUGCGCGCCCGGAGCCCCGUUCCGCGUCCCCGCCGCCGGGAGGAGGUGCCCGCAAGCUCGCGGCGCGCGCCGGGCCGCCAGACUCGGCCUGUGGGCGAUUUCCUCCGGACCCCAGCUCCCCGCCCGAAAAGGAAGAUGCAGACCUUUCUGAAAGGGAAGAGAGUUGGCUACUGGCUGAGCGAGAAGAAAAUCAAGAAGCUGAAUUUCCAGGCCUUCGCCGAGCUGUGCAGGAAGCGAGGGAUAGAAGUCGUGCAGCUGAACCUUAGCCGGCCAGUCGAGGAGCAGGGCCCCCUGGACGUCAUCAUCCACAAACUGACCGAUGUCAUCCUCGAAGCCGACCAGAACGACAGCCAGUCCCUGGAGCUGGUGCACAGGUUCCAGGAAUACAUUGAUGCCCACCCUGAGACCAUUGUCCUGGACCCCCUUCCCGCCAUCAGAACCCUGCUUGACCGGUCCAAGUCCUAUGAGCUCAUCCGGAAGAUCGAGGCCUACAUGAAAGAUGACAGGAUCUGCUCACCACCCUUCAUGGAGCUCACGAGCCUGGGCGGAGACGACACCAUGCGGCUCCUGGAGGAGAAUGGCCUGGCCUUCCCGUUCAUUUGCAAAACCAGAGUGGCUCAUGGCACCAACUCUCACGAGAUGGCCAUCGUGUUCAACCAGGAGGGCCUGAGCGCCAUCCAGCUGCCCUGCGUGGUCCAGAAUUUCAUCAACCACAACGCCGUCCUGUACAAGGUGUUUGUGGUCGGCGAGUCCUAUACCGUGGUCCAGAGGCCCUCGCUGAAGAACUUCUCUGCGGGCACAUCAGACCGCGAGUCCAUCUUCUUCAACAGCCACAACGUGUCCAAGCCAGAAUCGUCAUCGGUCCUGACCGCGCUGGACAAGAUCGAGGGUGUCUUCGAGCGGCCGAGUGACGAGGUCAUCCGGGAGCUGUCCCGGGCCCUGCGGCAGGCGCUGGGCGUGUCGCUCUUCGGGAUCGACAUCAUCAUCAACAACCAGACAGGGCAGCACGCCGUCAUCGACAUCAACGCCUUCCCAGGCUACGAGGGCGUGAGCGAGUUCUUCACGGACCUCCUGAACCACAUCACCACCGUGCUGCAGGGCCAGAGCGCGGCCGCGGCAGGCACGGGGGACGUGGCCCCGCUGAGGCACAGCAGGCUCCUGGCGGAGCAGGCGGGCGGCCUGGCGGCCGAGCGGACGUGCAGCGCCAGCCCCGGCUGCUGCAGCAGCAUGAUGGGCCAGGAGCCGCCCUGGACGGCCGAGGCCGACGUGGGCGGCGUGGGCGCGGGCAGCGCCUCCAAGCUGCCGCACCAGAGACUCGGCUGCACCGCCGCCGUGUCGCCCAGCUUCCAGCAGCACUGCGUGGCCUCUCUGGCCACCAAGGCCUCCUCCCAGUAGCCACGGGGCCCGGGACCCUGAGGGGCGGCGCGGGCUGCAGAACGCACACGCUGGGCGAGCAGCUCCCGACCGUGACGCUACUACUAAGAAGUCCCAAGGAUCUGAUUCUCCUUCUCCUCCUUCUUCUUUUUUUUUUUUUUAAUUUUUAACCUGAUUCUCUGAUGUCAUGAUCUACAUGAGGGGUGGGGGUGGGGACGGAAGAGAACCCCAAGUGGUCCAGCCUCGCGGAAGAGGGACAAUCCCGCCUGAUUCCUGCUGUGCAGAUCUCUCCACUGAGUUUACACACGCUUGUGUUUUCAACACUAGGUCUGAAUGUGAGGUGGGGUGUGCGUGCAUGUGUGCGUGUGUGUGGGUGUGCGUGCGUGUGCGUGGUCGCCAUGCGUGUGUGAGUGCCCGAGCACGUCCACGUCUGUUCUUCUCAAUGGCUGCUGUGGCCCAGGCCUCGGGGACCCUGGAGCAGGCCAUCCCUGGUCAGGCUGUCGGCGGCUGAGCAGAGCCAGCAAACGGUUGCCCGUCUCUCUUCUCUCCGAGCCGCCACGCCAGGCCCGGCCCCGUUUCUCUUACCGCUGGCUUAAAGCCCCAUCCGGUGUGCAGCUGCCCCUCCCGAAAGCAGGAGCCAGGGGCAGCAGGAGGCCCCAGCUACCACUUCCUCGGGGAUCCCACGCAGGGAGUCUGGGCUGUGGUCCACCUGCUGCCCGCUCACGAAAGCAGAGGAGGAGGAGGCUUCCCCGGGAAGGCCACAGCCCUGGGUCGGCUGCCUCUCUCCACGUCCAGCUCCCUGGAGUCCGCUCGGCCCGUCAGCACGUGUCCCACGCAGCCCUGCAAACGGGGCCUCCUUCCCUGACCACGCGCCGCUGCUCCCUGGACCCGGGAGGAGCCUGCCUGGUUGGGAGCCUCCGGGCUGAUCCUGCUUGUGCCAAGGAUUUGUGCUGUGACUUUGGGCCAAUCAUUCCAAGAGUCGCCGGGCGGCCAUGACCAGGAAACUCAAGGGCAGGCUUGACGCCCUGGCCCCUACGGUGCGGCCUGCGUCUCCGUGACGUCAACCCAGAUGAGCGUCUCCUUGGCAUCGAGGCGAUUUGGGGCUCUCCCUCCAGGCAGAAGGAGGCUGCGCGUUGCUCCACGCCUGCCCAGAAGGCCUGAUCCGCCCCUUUCGUGCUCACUGCCAGCCCCAAGCACUCAGCCAGCCAGGUGCGAGGGGGCUUGCAGCCCCAGAGGUGAGAAAGCACAUUACCCGCUUCUCCUAUUAGAGUCAUCCCAGCCCCUGAUGGCAGCCGACAGACCACCAGCUGGUCAGUCCAAUCCCGAGGUCCAGGCAGGCCGGCAGCCCCCUUUGCAGAGAAGGGGAUCAGUGAGGGGCUUUGUCAAUCCUCGGACGGUGUGACCGUCCGGCGGGAUGCAUAGGACCCCCUGAGCAUGGCCUUGUGUCUUCAGCUAUCAGUCACUCUUGAGGAAGAGGAACAGGCCUCUGGGCCGUCCUGCGUGGUCCAGGGAGGAUGGAUUGAGAGCGGCUGCGGAGCUGGGCGCUCAGAGACACCUUCAGGCCUGGUCAGCAGCGGCGUGGCAGUCGCCCACUUUGGGAAAGGAAGGGCUGGGGUGGGGGGCGGCUGCCGUCAGAACUGCCCAGCUGUCCUAGAAACCACGGGCCCUCCGACCACCGUGUUUACACGACUUGAGUGUUGAACCCUGAUUAUAAUGUCUGUACGUCACCUUUCCUAGCCUAACCCCAAGCGCCGGGGGAACAGGAAAGUGUGGCCGGCCUCUUGCACUGCUUUGUCUCCAAAAUAAACUACUGAAAUCAAACUGCA